GGUUGAACGAUGCCAAGAAACUCGGAUUAGAACCCACACCCGUUCCUUGGUCAACCAUCGCUCAAAGCUGGGAACUAGAGCGUUAUGGUUCCCAAUUCGAAGAGGAGGACGAGGAGAUGGAUGAAACUGAACCCGAGGCCUCAGAAAUCGAAGAAUUGAUAGAACAACUCAAACGAGAUCCUACUCUCGAUCAACAUGAACAAAGGUUGCUCGGGUCGAUCGUGAAUCCACGGCAUAUGCCUACCACCUUCGCACAAGUACACUUACCAGCUUCCACAAUUGAUUCCAUUCGCACUAUCGUUUCACUACCAUUGUUGAAACCAGAUGCCUUUAAUUAUGGAAUUUUGAAACAACAUGGCAUGAAUGGUGCACUGCUUUUUGGGGCUCCAGGGACUGGAAAGACACUUAGUAUACGCGCUCUGGCCAGAGAAAGCGGUGCUAGGAUGAUGAUAAUCAAGCCAUCGGAUGUAAUGGACAUGUACGUAGGCGAGGGAGAGAAGCUUGUACGGGGCGUGUUCAGUCUGGCUAGAAGGAUUUCACCGUGUGUAGUCUUCAUUGAUGAAAUCGAUGCUCUACUAGGAGCGCGGUUCUCUUCACGGGGAAGUGGAGGAGAUUUAGCUCAUCGAGGGGUGAUCACAGAAUUCAUGCAAGAGAUGGACGGGCUGAAGUCGAACAAGGAUACAAACGUGGUAGUAAUUGGUGCAACCAAUCGGCCAUUUGACCUUGAUGACGCGGUGUUACGGCGCCUACCUCGGCGACUUCUCAUUGACCUGCCUGGUGAAAAGGAGAGAGCUGAGCUAGCGAAUGAUGUGGACAUAGAGGCCCUCGCCAAACAUACAGAAAGCUUCUCUGGCUCUGAUCUCAAGCCCUUGGACGCGGUCAAAGAGGGCGCCGACCUACCGUGGAGUGUUCCACACCAUCUUUCGGAGAAUAACUCUAAGACGACGACCCAUUCAGACCUUUCUGAGCAAAAUCUGACUGUCUUGCAGACAUCAUCAGACUCGGCUUCCUCGGCCGAUCCAUCAUCAGGAGUAGAUUCGACACAAACUGGAGUGAACAAUGAACCUACAUCUGGCGAGGAGACAAAUUCUAAACGAGUGUUACGUCUAUCGCAUUUCGAAAAGGCACUCAAGGAAAUCACACCUUCCGCGUCAGAACAACUUGGCUCACUGGCAGACUUGCGAAAAUGGAAUGAAGAAUUCGGAGAAGGAGGUAGGAAGCGAGGAAGGAGAAUAUGGGGUAGUAAGUUUGGCUUUGUUGAUAAAAAUAACGAGAAACGGGAGGAAGGGCGUGUACAGCAGGCGUAG
Molecule: messenger RNA, 1307 nt
Organism: Acaulospora colombiana
Lineage: Eukaryota; Fungi; Glomeromycota; Glomeromycetes; Diversisporales; Acaulosporaceae
Source: the annotation of a GenBank genome assembly